This is a messenger RNA of Lottia gigantea (owl limpet), 1305 nucleotides long. RefSeq lists its product as hypothetical. Gene Ontology annotation, molecular function: RNA polymerase II cis-regulatory region sequence-specific DNA binding; DNA-binding transcription factor activity, RNA polymerase II-specific. The record is from RefSeq and is a predicted model, not a curated record. The annotation marks the transcript as partial. NCBI's taxonomy places the organism in Eukaryota, Metazoa, Mollusca, Gastropoda, Lottiidae. Gene Ontology annotation, biological process: regulation of DNA-templated transcription. The transcript has 2 exons.
AUGAAAAGACAUACUGAAAAGAAAUCUUAUAAAUGUGAUAUUUGUGAAUGGGGUUGUUCUCAUCCAAAUUCUCUUAAAUUGCACAUGAAAAUACAUACUGGAGAGGAGCCAUACAAAUGUGAUGUUUGUGACAAGGGUUUUUCUGCAUCAAGCAGUCUUAACAUACACAUGAGAAUACAUACAGCUGAAGAAAAACCUUUCAAAUGCAAUGUUUGUGGAUGGCGUUUUUCAAAAUUAACAUACCAAACUCAACACAUGAAAAUACAUACUGGAGUGAAACCAUUCAUAUGUGAUGUUUGUGGUAAAAGCUUCAUUAGAUCAACUGAUUUUAAAGUUCACAUGAGAAGACAUACUGGCGAGAAACCACAUAAAUGUGAUGUUUGUGAAAAGAGGUUUAUUACUGCAAGUGCAAUAAAUCUUCACAUGAGAACUCAUACUGGAGAAAAACCUUACAAAUGUGAUGUUUGUGAAAAGUGUUUUAUAAUGUCAGAUAAGCUAAAGAUUCACAUGAGAACACAUACUGGAGAAAAACCAUAUAAAUUGAAAACCCACAAAUGUGAUGUUUGUGAAAAGAGUUUUACAAGAGCAAGCACUCUUAAUGUUCACAUGAGAUCACAUACCGGAGAAAGACCAUACAAAUGUGAUGUUUGUGAAAAGAGUUUUAUUCAAUCAAGCUAUCUUAAGAUACACAUGAGAAUACAUACUGGAGAGAAACCAUACAAAUGUUAUGUUUGUGGUAAGUGUUUUAUAAGGGCAAGCAGUCUUAAAGUUCAUAUGAGAACACAUACUGGUGAAAGACCUUACCAAUGUGAUGUUUGUGAAAAGAGUUUUAAUGAAUUAAACCAUCUUAAUGUUCACAUGAGAAUACAUACUCGAGAGAAACCUUACAAAUGUGAUGUUUGUGAAAAAUGUUUUACAACUGUAUCAUACCAUAAAAUUCAUGUGAAAAUACAUACUGGAGUAAAACCGAACAAAUGUGAUGUUUGUGAAAAGAGUUUUAUAAGAGCAAGCGAUCUUAAUGUUCACAUGAGAACACAUACUGGAGAGAGACCAUACAAAUGCGACAUUUGUGGAAAAUCUUUUAGAACUGUAUCAUACCAUAAAAUUCAUGUGAGAACACAUACUGGAGAGAGACCAUACAAAUGUGAUGUUUGUGGAAAAACUUUUAGUCAAUCAGGCUAUCUUAAGGUACACAUGAGAACGCACACUGGAGAGAAACCAUACAAAUGUGAUGUUUGUGGAAAAUGUUUUAGAAAUGUAUCAUACCAUAAAAUUCAUGUGAAGACACAUACUGGAGAGAAACCC